AUGAAGUCGAAUACACAUAAUGUAAUCGUGCAAUGUGCUUGGUGAAACGGGUUUUCCGGGAGCCUGUCAUGUCCACGUGCCAAAGGCAAUUCCGGUAGAAGGGCGGACUUUUUUAACAGCAGUUUUCUUGCUGUGUGUAGUAUUUCACCUAAUAAUAAGGGAAAACUUCAUUGUAUUAGCAUUGCAGGAAGUUCAUGGAGUUUGAUUCACUUCUCGAGGUAACCGCAGUCUGCUUUUGUGAUGGCUAGACCCAGGGCCUGGCUCAUAUCUCACCUGUUGAUGCUGCUGUUUACUCAGUCUAACGCUUUAGUCCAUACAGGUCCUCAACCCCAUACUCCUUCCACUCCUCAGUGUUCUAUCCCCUAUAGCGUUGAUGAAGACUUGACCAUUCAAUGUUCCUGGGACCCAGGGCCAGACCAGGAUCCAGGUCUUCCGACAUCCUACAGCAUUCACUGGGCCGCAGACCUAGAUACCAAAAGCUUCAGUGUGUCUGAGCGGUCCAGUGGUGUCAUUCCUCGCGAUGAUUACCCUAGUCACAGAACAUUAUGGGUGUGGGUGGUGGCUAAGAACCAGUACGGCUCUGCCCAGUCUGACAAUGCCACCUUCAGAACAGAUCUGAUCCGGGUGCCUCCCGCUCCCGUUAUCACCAUGUUCACUAGUGAUUACCUGGAGAUUACCUGGGACUCUGGCUGCAGCCUGCUUAAAUUGUCUGAAGGAGACUGUGAUGUCCGCUAUCGUUCUGAGGGCCAGCAAAAAUGGUCUGAGGUGGUGAACAACCUCCAAACGAGGUUUGAGUUCCUGUUACCGCUGCCAUUCACCAAGUAUGAGUUCCAGGUACGGUGUCGAUGUAAGGAUACCAUCUUGAGUGAGUGGAACUCAGUGCAGACAGUUGGGCCUUUAGGACAGAUGGAUGUGUGGUGUGACUGUGAAGGCCUCUCUGACCUCUCUAAAUGUGCUUUGAUGUGGAAGCUGCCAUCUCCUCCUGUAGUGCAUGGGCUGAUAUACGCGGUGACGGUUUCGUACACCAAUGGCACUGUGGAAAUUGUCAAUGUGUCCACGACAGAUGAUGGGGGCCGGUCGGGUUGUAAGGGAGAACAGUGUCAUCUCCGUUCCUCUCUUCUGGGUGUGUCAGGAGUGCAUGUGUCAGCACACACCUCGCAAGGCGCUACAGAACCCACUUCCUUAGCUCUACCGACACCAGAUGUACAAGGCCCAGAGACACACAUCAUUUGUAACAUGGAUGAAGUGAGCCUGUUGGUAUCAUGGAAUCUGUCCUCCCAACUCACCAACAACCUACUGGAGCUAGUAGUGCAGUACAAGCAGGCAGGACUUCCUCCAUCCCGGGGGUUUGGUUGGAGGAAAGUACACAACAACAGCCAGACGUCAAUCCCUUUGCCAGGUUCUUUUGAGAAUUACACUUCCUACAUUGUGUCGUUGUUUGGAGUAUUAGGAAACAGUUCUGUGUUCCUUUCAUCCACUACUGCAUAUGCACGAGAAGGAGCCCCUCCCCAGGUACCCUUCAUCAAGAUCCAUGACAUCACUGACUCUCAGGUGACCCUCUCCUGGGGUCACAUCCCCCUGAGCCAGACAAGAGGUGUCAUCCUGCACUACCUUCUGGAAGUAGGCAACCAGACAGUGGGAAAUGUGAGUGCAGAGAAGAACAGCUACGUGAUACUAGAUCUCUCCCCUGGCCGUUCCUACAAAGUGGGGAUCCGUGCUGUAACUAAAGCUGGGUCUGGACAAGCUAAAAUCAUCCACAUCACCACCAAGGACAAGCUAGACUAUGAUAUAACAAUGUACAUAUUAAUCAUACCGGUCAUAAUCCUCCUAUUGAUGGGGUUUGCUUACAAGGUGCUGGUGGGGUGUGAUAAGGUGCCUGACCCCAAAAACAGCCAACUGUUCCAACAGAUGACAAAGUCCCAGGUCAGUUUCUCCUUUAUCUGCGCUCCUUCAGAGCCAAGUCCCAAGAUCUCUCAGCUGGAGGUGGUCCAAAUUGAGCCUCAGGAUAUCAAGGCCUUCCUUGGGAAAACAUAUCAUCUGACGGAAACGGCGAAUGAGGAGGAGUGCAUAGGAACAGGGACCGAAGAAGAGAAAAAAAAUGCGGACAUGGAAAGGGGAUGGAUACAAACAAAGGGGAAGGGUACAUUUUAUGAAGAAGCUUACAGUACAAUGAUUGACACUGAUGAAGAGAAGAUUGGAGGUGACACGGCUAGUUUGUCAGAGGAGGAACUGUUUUUUCAAGACUAUGAGAAGCACUUCAUGCCUACUGCUAUGGAACUAUGACCCCUUCAUAAGAGUUGUAUAUCAAUUAUGCUACCUCUACCCCACAUAGUUGUGUGGUUGUUAAUGCAAAUUGGUAUGACUGUUGUAUAGAUAUGUUCUUACCCUGCAUUUUGUAUUAACAUGUAAAUGGGUAUGCAGACACAAAGUGAUGAUUAAUAAGGGACUGUGCUAUUUCUAUUGGUUCUGACCUUCGAAUCUUUAUCUUUGACAGAAAUACAGUUACACAACUAUGUUCAGGACAAAAUCUCAUACAUGUCUUACAUUUACAUUUAUUCAUUUAGCAGACGCUUUUAUCCAAAGCGACUUCCAAGAGAGAGCUUUACAAAGUGCAUAGGUCACUGAUAAUAACAACAAGAUAGCCCAAAAGCAUUGCGGGUAGCCAAAACAUGAAGGACACAUUGUGAACAACCAAAAAAUAAGUGACAAAGGGAAGAACCAUAAGAGCAUGUAGAUAAGCAAGUUAAAAUUAAACAACAUGAAUCUCUAAGUGCAAGUGUACCUGUAGAAAAAGCAUAUUUAUGCAUAUAAGGAUGUGUGUGGUAGGGAUGUUUUGAGAAUCAAGAGAAUAUAAAUGUGCUGUACUCAAGUAAUCUAUGAAGAGGCUUCUCUCUUUAUGAGCAGGACUGGAGCUUAAAACAAAAAAAAAGGCAUUUUAAGAUUGUACAUAGAUUGUAUUGUUUCACAGACUUCUGAGCCAUACUGCCACUGUGUCAUAGAAAAUGUUUUAUUGUCCUGUUUGUUAAAUAAAAUCUUUUUAGUUAUA
Molecule: messenger RNA, 3046 nt
Organism: Hypomesus transpacificus
Lineage: Eukaryota; Metazoa; Chordata; Actinopteri; Osmeriformes; Osmeridae
Gene: il12rb2l
Product: interleukin 12 receptor, beta 2a, like
Exons: 14
Coding region: 241-2283 (680 amino acids)
Biological process (GO): cytokine-mediated signaling pathway
Cellular component (GO): signaling receptor complex; external side of plasma membrane
Molecular function (GO): cytokine binding; cytokine receptor activity
Source: RefSeq, a predicted model, not a curated record